Belonocnema kinseyi is the source of this 2081-nucleotide messenger RNA. RefSeq names its product BAG family molecular chaperone regulator 2. Lineage: Eukaryota; Metazoa; Arthropoda; Insecta; Hymenoptera; Cynipidae. The record is from RefSeq and is a predicted model, not a curated record. Gene Ontology annotation, biological process: protein stabilization. Bases 35 to 943 code for a protein of 302 amino acids. Gene Ontology annotation, molecular function: adenyl-nucleotide exchange factor activity; protein-folding chaperone binding. The transcript is spliced from 4 exons.
GGAAGACAAAUAUUCCAAAUGUUUUCGGGCUAAGAUGUUUACUUGGAAUGAAAAAUUAAAACUUAAUACGACGAAAUCGCCUAUUAUUUUUCAAGUUUACCCGAUUUGUUGCAUCUCUACGUGGAAUGUUUUUGAUUGGAAGAGUCUUUCGUUUGUGAAAGGAGAAGUUAAUUUGAAUUUAGCGCUGAAAGUGUCAUCAGCUGCUCAGGUGACGUGGGGGGGACAUCAGUUUCAACUAAUAUCGUUGACACCGCAACACCGCAUUACCGCAACUGGCAGGCGAAAACACCAGCAAACGUUUGGUGUUGUUGGAAGAGAUAGUCUAGUUUCAAGUCAGACUAAAAAAGAGUUAACCCUGUUAGAAGGAAAUUUUAAGUACUCACUUAAAAUGGAGAGCCCUUUGCCACACGUAAUGGAAAGUGCUGACGAUUUCGGGGGCAAACCAAAAGAUCGGUUAGUUUGCAUUCUUGACCAAAUCGAAAUGCACGUAGAAAAGCUCAGGAAGGAUGCCUCCAGGUUAGAAGAAGAAAAGGAUACGCUUCUAUCAACCCUUGACACCCUUCGCAACAACGAAAUGCUAGUUUCUUUGGAUGACCCUGAUCGAGACGACGUACUGAGAUACGCUGAGAGAUUAUCAAUGAGAUGUUUAACUGUGGACGUUCUCGUGAAGAUUCAACGUGACCAUGUGCAGCAGGAAGCUUUGCACCAGGUGAAUGGUUUAAUCGACGGACUGAUUGUGCAUCUUCGCGAGGAUCCUAGCACAACGAGGCAGCGAUGUGCAUCAUUCAUGAAUGCCUGUUCUUCGCACGGAAUGGGACUUUCUGAUAAAACUUUCGAGACAGCUAUACUAGGCUGCACCCUGGACGAUCAAAAGCGAGUAAAAAAGCGAUUACAAGGUCUCCUCGACUAUAUUGAUAAAGUACAAACCAUCGAACUACCCUAGAUCGCAAUAUUACAAAUACGGAUUUAACCCGAUUUCCCCCUGAUUGGGAUGCGCUGUUGGUUACUUUGUGAAAUCUGAUAAGCAAAAAUCUUCACGAACGUGAUUUCUUCAAGUAAAUUACUACAAUCUUUUACUUUUUUGAAGAAUUCACCAAGAUAUGCAUUUAAAGCUGGGCUGAUUUACGAGAUUUUAAGUUCUCGUGAACUUAAUGUAGAUAAUAAUUGUUGUUUCUUUGAAAUGCCUUUAUCUUAUUAAAACGUAGCUUCGAGUGAGGAAAAAGUAAUUGAUUAAAUUACAAAAGAUGUGAGAAAGCAUAACUUUUAAAUUGUGUACUCUCGAUUAAAAUUAAAGUGUAUUAAGAAAUUUGAAAACAGUGAAAAGUACGAAUUAAAAUUAGACAUUAAUAUUAGAAAUGGAUAGGAUACAUUCAAAAAAAUCUAGUAAAAUUGUACUGAAGGUUUUUAGGCACAGCUUUCUGAUAUAUAAGCCGUCAGGCUGCUGGUCAGUCUCGAAUUUUUCAAAUUCUUAGCUUCUUCAUCAGUCUCAAUUUUCCUAUGUAAUGUGUUUGUUGUUUGGAUAAUUAAGGUGGUUUAUUGUGAGUAUAAUCCUUAAUAUAGGAAAAUGUUUAUCAGUUCUGUUAAGGUGAUGAUUAUCAAAGUUAUAUUCUUCCAGCGCUUCUCACUAUGCAAAAUUUCUUCAUCUGGAAUUGUCCUAGCAUUAAUUUACUAAAUAUUCCAUUGGUAUUAAAACGUAAGGGGAAAUGGUUCCAUUUUGAUAAUGCGAUCACGAUCUUAUCUUUCAUAAGAAAUACAGAAGUGAAAAUAAAUCAAUUGGCUUGCCCAGAACCCUUGAAUAUUACUAUAUGUAUUCAUUGCGAUUUCGUCUGACACGAAAACUAAGACUUCGAGUACUUUCCAGAGUAAGUUAGUUUGAAAUGUUAAUUUUAAAUGCUGAAUUUCCUUUGUAUUGUGUAUAUACCGAAAAUUGCGUUAGUUUAACAAACUAUGAGUGAUAAGCAAAUUAUCGUGAUUCAGAAAAAGGACAGUUUUUGUUCCGGGCUUCAGUACUAUACAACUUCUUAAUGUACAAAAAUAACUUUUUUGUCAUUUCUGUGAUAAUAAAAGUUCAGCAAAGAAAA